Molecule: messenger RNA, 2323 nt
Organism: Megalops cyprinoides (Indo-Pacific tarpon)
Lineage: Eukaryota; Metazoa; Chordata; Actinopteri; Elopiformes; Megalopidae
Gene: klhl27
Product: intracisternal A particle-promoted polypeptide
Exons: 10
Coding region: 150-1943 (597 amino acids)
Molecular function (GO): actin binding
Source: RefSeq, a predicted model, not a curated record
UGAAACACGAACAAAUGGCGACACGGAAGUCGCUUCCUUACAUCCCUAUGGUCUGAUUGAUGCAGCGCAGACGGUGAGCUUCGCAGGUGAAAUGUGUGCUCUGAGUAAAUAAGGACUCGCUCGGCCUCUGUCACUCAAACUGUGCCACCAUGGCCGCGAUGGGGCAGCCGAAGGCACCAAACACAGGCGAAAGCGCGGCUGCGGCCGUCUGUUCCGAAGCGGCGCACUACACCGCAGAUCGCUACGCGAGACUCAUCCUGGCGCAGAUGAACAAGAUGCGGCUGCGGACGGACUUCUGCGACGUGCAGCUGCGGGUCGGGGGUCGUGUGUUCAGCGUCCACAGGCUCGUCCUGGCGGCCAGCAGCCCCUACUUCUCCGCGCUGUUCUCCGGCGGCAUGAGCGAAGUCAACAAGGAAGAGGUCCAGAUUCUGGGGGUGGAGGCUGAGGUCUUCGAAAUGUUAUUAGAAUUUAUUUACACAGGUAUGAUUGACGUGACAGUUGACAACGUGCAGGAACUGAUUGUGGCAGCGGACAUGCUGCAGCUGAAUGAGGUGGUCACCAUCUGCUGCGAGUUUCUCAAGGCCCAGAUGGACCCCUGCAACUGUGUGGGCAUCUAUCAGUUCCUGGAGCAGAUCGCCUGUAUGGACAUGCUGGAGUUCACUGAGAAUUACAUCUACGUCCACUUCCUGGAGGUGUGCGUGGCGGAGGAGUUCUUGGGCCUGUCAAAGGACCAGCUGGUGAAGCUGUUGCGGAGCGAGGAGCUGAGGAUUGAGGAUGAGUACCAGGUGUUCACAGCUGCCAUGGACUGGGUGCUGCAUGAUGUAGCCAAGCGGAAGAAGCACGUGGUUGAGGUGCUGGACCCAGUGCGCUUCCCACUGCUGUCCCCACAGCGGCUCUUCAAGUACAUCGAGGGCAUUUCUGACUUUAGCCUGCGGGUGGCGCUGCAGACUUUACUGAAGGAGUACACUGAGGUCACCAAGUGCCCUAAAGAGAAUAAGAUUUUCAGCCUGUUGCAGCCGGGCAAGACUCGGCCCAGAAGAAAGGCAAGGAAAUAUCUUUAUGCUAUAGGGGGCUACACCCGCCUGCAGGGGGGGCGCUGGAGCGACAGCCGGGCUCUGAGCUGCGUGGAGCGCUUCGACUCCUUCAGCCAGUACUGGACCACGGUGUCAUCCCUUCACCAGGCACGCAGCGGGCUUGGCGUGGCCGUCCUGGAGGGCAUGAUCUACGUGGUGGGAGGGGAGAAAGACUCCAUGAUAUUUGACUGCACCGAGCGCUACGAUCCGGUGACCAAGCAGUGGGCAGCCGUGGCCUCCCUCAAUUUCCCACGUUGCGGGGUGGGCGUGUGUUCCUGCCAUGGGGCCCUCUAUGCGCUGGGAGGCUGGAUUGGAUCAGAGAUUGGGAAGACCAUGGAGCGAUACGAUCCAGCGGAGAAUAAAUGGGAGAUUAUUGGAAGUAUGGCAGUUCCUCGCUACUACUUUGGCUGCUGUGAGCUACAGGGGUUCAUCUACGUGAUCGGCGGGAUCAGCGACGAGGGCAUGGAGCUGCGCUCGGCGGAGAUGUACGACCCCAUCUCCCGCCGCUGGACCGCGCUGCCCGUCAUGGUCACGCGCCGGGCCUACGUGGGCGUGGCCAGCCUGAACAACUGCAUCUACGCGGUGGGGGGCUGGAACGAGGCCCUGGGCUCCCUGGAGACGGUGGAGAAGUACUGCCCCGAGGAGGAGAAGUGGGUGGAGGUGGCGCCCAUGGCGGUAGCGCGUGCUGGGGUGUCAGUGUCUGCCGUCAACGGCCUCCUUUACGCGGUGGGCGGCCGGGCCUCCAGCCGGGACUUCUCGGCGCCGGUGACCGUGGACUCGGUGGAGAUCUACGACCCGCACCUGGACAGCUGGACCGAGAUCGGCAACAUGAUCACCAGCCGCUGCGACGGGGGCGUGGCCGUGCUCUGAGAAACCCCCCCGGCCGAAAGUCGAAGAGCAGCUGUGGCUGUAGUGUUCCCCCCUAAAACCAGCCUCAGUCGUGAAACCAAGCGAAACUUACAGCUAGGACCUGCAUAACCAUGGUGACACUGGCAGCGAUCACUCCUCACUAACGUGCCAGCCGGUCUGGAGCACAGCACAGGGGCAGCAUGGGUAAAUUUAUUUAUUCAACAAUCACCAUUUGCUGAGAUAAGAUGGAUUGAUUGAGCCAAUUACAGGAAAUAUGUCAGGAUCAAGAAAAAUCAGUCUUCAGUAUAGUAAAACGGUCAGUCAUGAUUAAACUCCUGGUAAAGGAAAUAAUCCAGUCUCGGUACACAACAUUUCAGCCAGCUAAACGUACAGCUGAAAAA